Ilyonectria robusta is the source of this 414-nucleotide messenger RNA. Its product is annotated as histone-fold-containing protein. The coding region runs from base 1 to 414 and encodes 137 amino acids. Gene Ontology annotation, molecular function: DNA binding; structural constituent of chromatin; protein heterodimerization activity. Gene Ontology annotation, biological process: nucleosome assembly. The transcript is spliced from 3 exons. Gene Ontology annotation, cellular component: nucleosome. NCBI's taxonomy places the organism in Eukaryota, Fungi, Ascomycota, Sordariomycetes, Hypocreales, Nectriaceae. The record is from RefSeq and is a predicted model, not a curated record.
AUGGCUCCCAAGGCCGCCGACAAGAAGCCCGCCUCCAAGGCCCCCGCCACUGCCUCCAAGGCUCCCGAGAAGAAGGAUGCUGGCAAGAAGACCGCCGCCUCUGGCGACAAGAAGAAGCGCUCGAAGACCCGCAAGGAGACCUACAGCUCUUACAUCUACAAGGUCCUCAAGCAGGUUCACCCUGACACCGGUAUCUCCAACCGUGCCAUGUCCAUCCUGAACUCUUUCGUCAACGACAUCUUCGAGCGCGUCGCUUCCGAGGCCUCCAAGCUGGCUGCUUACAACAAGAAGUCUACCAUCUCUUCCCGAGAGAUUCAGACUUCCGUCCGCCUCAUCCUCCCCGGUGAGCUUGCCAAGCACGCCGUCUCUGAGGGUACCAAGGCGGUCACCAAGUACUCUUCCUCGACGAAAUAA